CAUGCACCGUGUUAUUAGGACAGUACUAAAAAUACAGUAGAAGCAUCAAAACUUUCAAAGAAGAAUAUGGAAGGGGGGGAAGAAGAUCUGCAAUCACCCUUGCAAAGAAGCUUUUCUUCACCUGGUGGUCAGGAGGAGCCCCUUGAAAGAACAGCUGAAAGUGGAUCGUCUUCUGGAGGUUCACGGGUUAGUAGCAUCAAGACAUUGAUCUAUGUUGUGUAUAAGAGUAUAAGGACUGUUGUUUUCUCCAAUAAACUCAACUUGUUGCUCCCUUUUGGGCUAGCAGCAAUUCUUGUUCAGGAAUUGACUGAUCAAUCUGCUUGGGUCUUCUUUCUAAGCUUAGUGGGUAUAGCACCUUUGGCUGAGCGUUUAGGUUAUGCUACAGAGCAGCUAGCCUUUUACACUGGACCAACAGUUGGAGGUCUAUUGAAUGCUACUUUUGGGAAUGCAACAGAACUUAUUAUAUCAAUCUUUGCUUUGAAAAGUGGAUUGAUACGUAUUGUUCAGCUGUCGUUAUUGGGUUCAAUUCUGUCAAACUUGUUGCUGGUGCUUGGAUGUGCAUUCUUUUGUGGUGGGCUUGUUCUUCAAAAGGAGCAGCUGUUUAAUAAGGCAACUGCUGUGGUAAACUCCAGAUUGUUGUUGAUGGCAGUCAUGGGCCUACUUUUACCAACUGAUCUUCAUUAUACACAAACUGAGGUUUAUUUUGGAAAGUCAGAGUUGGAUCUUUCAAGAUUUAGCAGUUGCAUCAUGCUUGUCACAUAUGCUGCAUACCUUUUUUUCCAGCUAAAGAGUCAAAGUAAUCUAUAUGUUUCUCUUAAUGAGGAAGGGAUUCAAAUUGAAGAGGGUGCAGAUGAUGAUGAAGCUCCCCAGAUCUCAAAAUGGGAAUCAUUAAUCUGGCUUUUGGUUAUAACUACUUGCGUCUCAAUCCUAUCCGAAUAUUUAGUUGAUACAAUAGAGGGAACAUCUAUUGCAUUGAAUAUUCCACUUACAUUUAUUAGUGUUAUUUUGCUCCCACUUGUGGGGAAUGCUGUAGAUCAUGCAAGUGCUAUCACGUUUGCCAUGAAAGAUAAGCUUGACAUAACAUUAGGAGUCUCAAUAGGAUCAUCAACGCAGAUAGCUUUGUUUGUGAUUCCUUUUUCUGUAGUCCUUGGUUGGAUUAUAGGGCAAGCUAUGGACUUAAACUUUCAGCUUUUCGAGACAACUACACUUGUUAUAUCCGUCUUAGUAGUAGCCUUAAUGCUGCAGGAAGGAACUUCCCACUAUUUUAAAGGACUAAUACUUCUUCUUUGCUAUCUGAUAGUUGCUGCAAGUUUUUUUGUACAUGAUUCAUCUGCAGGAGGACAUGCAUCCAAUGUUGUAUGCCUCAUUUGAAAGUAUGAAUUUCUCGUCAUAAGUGGGAUUUUCGGAACUUACGGAAGCCAUUGGGACUGGUAGU
Messenger RNA from Quercus lobata, 1435 nucleotides. RefSeq names its product vacuolar cation/proton exchanger 5-like. Gene Ontology annotation, cellular component: plant-type vacuole membrane. The record is from RefSeq and is a predicted model, not a curated record. Gene Ontology annotation, biological process: intracellular calcium ion homeostasis; calcium ion transmembrane transport. Lineage: Eukaryota; Viridiplantae; Streptophyta; Magnoliopsida; Fagales; Fagaceae. Gene Ontology annotation, molecular function: calcium:proton antiporter activity. The coding region runs from base 67 to 1371 and encodes 434 amino acids. The transcript has 12 exons.